GCUCCGCCUCCUCGCUUUAAAACUGGACGCGUCGGCUCGGGUUCCUCAUCGCGAGGGUUUUUUGCUGCUGCCGAGAGGAGUGGAGGCGCUUCCAGAUCUCCUCCCCUCUCUACUCCCGUCAUGAGCCGAUCGGGGCAGCCCCCGGAUCUCAAGAAGUACAUGGACAAGAAGCUCCAGAUCAAGCUGAAUGCAAACCGUGUAAUUGUUGGUACGCUCCGUGGAUUCGAUCAGUUUAUGAAUUUGGUGGUGGACAACACGGUAGAGGUCAAUGGAAAUGACAAGACUGAUAUUGGAAUGGUGGUUGUCAGGGGGAACAGUGUUGUGAUGAUUGAGGCAUUGGAGCCAGUGCCCAAAUCCCAGUGACUCCCGUGGCAUAUUCCUGAUUCAGUAGCUAUAGAGCUGGUAGCAAGAAAACUGAUGUAUAUGCUGUUGAUGUUCUUGUUGUACCUUGUCCUUAACUGAUGUGUGGAAUAUUGACUUCGUUUCUUGAAUAUGGAAUGACAAACCUUUGAUAUUUUUGUUUGCAA
Oryza sativa Japonica Group (Japanese rice) is the source of this 527-nucleotide messenger RNA. Its product is annotated as probable small nuclear ribonucleoprotein G. Gene Ontology annotation, molecular function: RNA binding. Gene Ontology annotation, biological process: spliceosomal snRNP assembly; mRNA splicing, via spliceosome. NCBI's taxonomy places the organism in Eukaryota, Viridiplantae, Streptophyta, Magnoliopsida, Poales, Poaceae. Gene Ontology annotation, cellular component: catalytic step 2 spliceosome; U5 snRNP; U2 snRNP. The record is from RefSeq and is a predicted model, not a curated record.